Molecule: messenger RNA, 2602 nt
Organism: Python bivittatus (Burmese python)
Lineage: Eukaryota; Metazoa; Chordata; Lepidosauria; Squamata; Pythonidae
Gene: TMIGD1
Product: transmembrane and immunoglobulin domain containing 1
Biological process (GO): cell-cell adhesion
Cellular component (GO): cell-cell junction; plasma membrane
Molecular function (GO): cell adhesion molecule binding
Source: RefSeq, a predicted model, not a curated record
GUCAGCUUUGAUGGCCUGGGUGGGAGACGGAUUAGGAAAAAACGGGAUUCCCGUGGAGGGCACCAGGCCCACGGGGGACAGGAGUGUGUGGAAUUUAUCGGCAGAUCAUUUUCUGGGGUGAAAAUUGGACCGGUUGAAGCCCUUCUCUCCCGGGCGGGCUCUGGGCAGCGUGUGUGGGAGAUGGAAGGCGUCCUUCACAGAACAUUCCUCCUCCUCGUGGCGCUUCUGCCAUGCACCGUCACAGGUCUAGAGCUGGCCAUCAACUCCAACACUGCUGACUACCAGCUGGCGACACAGCCGGGCCUGACCCAGUCGCUCUGGUGCACCGUUCAGGAUCACACCCAGGAAGAGGAAUUGCUGUGGCUGCGAGGACACGGAGAAGUCGGCCUGAAGGACGGGAACAAAGUGAACGCCAGCAACAUCUGCAUCUCCCCCGUCACUGAGGAUGACAACGGCGUUUCUUUUACCUGCCAGUUGGCCCGAAACAAAUCUGUCCAGAUCUCCGUGCUUAUGAACGUCACGUACCUCCCCAUCCUAAGUGGAGAAGACCCUUCAGCUACCCCUGAAGGGUGGGAUGCGACACUCAGUUGCCACAUAAAGGCCAACCCUCCUGCCCAGCUUUUCUGGCUUAAGGACAACCAGACCCUGGGGCUGGAGGAGUCCCGCCAUUGGAUUCGCCAGACCAGUGAGCUGUUUCAGCUGACAAUUAAAGGAGUCCAGCAAUCGGACGAAGGAAUAUACACCUGUCUGGCUCUGCGUGGAGGGAGGCGUAAAGAUUUCCACCUGGUUGUCACAGAGAGAAAACUGCCUUUCCCCACUGAGGCGGUCAUUGCUGCGGGAGUGGUCAUUUCCCUCAUAGUUCUCUUUGCUAUUGUGGGUCGACGAGAGAAGAUCGUCAAGUGUUUCAAGAAAACUGACUCUCCGAGCCAUACUGCACUAUGAAGGAAUUCUUAUCACAGAGCAACCUCAGAGGCGACCCGUGUUACUUCAGAUUGCAAAUCCUUCCUGUUAUCAAGGAAAUUCUUAGCAUGGCUGCAGUUGAAACAUUGCUUUGAUUUAUAACUUAGAAUACCGUCCCCUUUCCACUCUCAAGCAGAUGCUCCUUUACAGUAUAUGUUUAGCUUACUGUAGCUUUCUUGGUCAGUUGGGAAAUUGGGACUAAUCAGGCUUCAAAAGCACUUCAUAAACAAUUAACCAAGAGCUGGCUUCCAUGCUGGCUUCAGGCCCAUGGCAUCACCACUUUUAAGAAAUACUGAGUUGUUAAAAUGGGUUUAGUAAUGACUGAAUGACUAAUAUAUACAAUAGGCCCUAAAUUAAUUCUACAUUUCAUCUUCACGGAAAGUUUCAAAACAAACCAGGAAAGGAUCAUUCCAGCACUAAGACCUGGUCAUCUGCCAGUCUCUAGUGAGAUAAGGAAGCUGCUGUCAGGAGCCUGGUUCUAUCUUUGUAGAAUGGCAUAGACAUUGGUGAAAUGGCUGCUGGGCAGAUGGUUGGGACUCGGGGCCAAUAAAUCAUAUUUUUAGAGGGGAAAGCAGAAGUUGCUAGAGUCUGAGAGAAGACAGAGAUCUCAUUGAUUGAGGCAGAUCUGGGCCCACCUGUGAGUUCAGGGAAAUACUACAUUUUGGCUUUUACAAAUGGCCAGAUAUGGGGAGGGGGAAAGGGUUUUUUCCUUUCCCCAUGGUCUCCCCACAUGCCAGGCUGCAAAUCAUGGAACUGUUCUUUGGACGUGGGGCAGGGGGUGGAAUUGCCUCUUAAUUACGCUUUAGUCUUUCCUUAUUCUUCAUACUUCCCUCACUUUUCCAAGUGGCCUCAUUUAUGAUAGUUUGUCAGAAGACAUUCAACUCUGAAAUUUGCCACUGCAAAGAAAGGAAGGCUUCUAGAGUUUCAUGAUUAUGCCUGUGUGGAGAAAGUAUCAUUGAAGUUGGUAGGCUUUACUUCUGAGUAGACACAUGUAAGACGCUGCUCUAAUGCAGUGUUUUUCAACCUUAGCAACUUUAAGAUGCCUGGACUUCAUGUUGGCUUUUACAAAUGGCCAGAUAUGGGGAGGGGGAAAGGGUGCCUCCCCUACCCCGUGGUCAUAGCCAUGCUGGCUAGGGAAUUCUGGGAGUUGAAGUCCAGACAUCUUAAAAUGGUCACGGUUGAGAAAUACUGCUAACGCCUUUCUUGCCCUGGAGGCUGAGCAAUGGAGAAAAGGCUCCCUGUGUUUCAUUUGUGCAUCUGGCAUGAACUGGAAAAGUUGGCAGAACUUUACCCUGCAUUCUUUUCAUGACUGCUGUCUUCUUGAUGUGCAAAGGUACCUGGCACAGAGGCGUUUGAUAGCUGCGGGAGACAAGGCACAGGGGGAGCAAGGUGUGGCUUUGUUCGGGAUGGCAGGGAGAUGGUUCUUAGAAAUUGUCAUGGUGGCCUAUUUCCAGGCAAACUCUAAUAGUCUGUUUGGAACCUGCACAAGAUUCUGUUGCUAGUUUGGAAAGCAUUGCCCGUCUGAAAAGUGCUGAGUUACGUGGGGAAGUUGCUCAGUCAUCUGUCUAUUGGUCAGUUACCAAGUAACUGACGGAGCUUCUGUACCAGUGUUUCUCAACCUUGGUAGCUUUCAGAUGUGCGG